GAGCCGGCCCAGCUGCUCUGAGGCUCUGGCAUGGUAACGUCCCCGCGCGGGGGUGGAGAGGCCCGGGGCUGUCUCACAGCGCCCCCUGCGGCCCGGGCUCGGGCCGGGGAGGCGGGAGGGCCGCCGGGGUACCCGGGACCCUGAGGGAGGGCGAGGGGACCGAGGGGUGAGGAAAAGAAGCCCUGUAGUCGGUUCCCGAUUCUGGUCCCCGGCCCCCAGCAGCGCCUGCCCCCUUCCCACCGGGGCCCCCCAUGAUGCCACCACCCUUCAUGCCCCCUCCAGGGCUCCCACCUCCUUUUCCUCCGAUGGGGCUCCCCCCUAUGAGUCAGAGACCACCAGCCAUUCCCCCCAUGCCACCUGGUAUACUGCCCCCAAUGCUUCCACCAAUGGGGGCACCGCCACCACUUACACAGAUACCAGGAAUGGUCCCUCCGAUGAUGCCAGGGAUGCUGAUGCCAGCAGUGCCUGUCACUGCAGCGACGGCUCCGGGUGCGGACACCGCCAGCUCUGCUGUGGCCGGGACAGGCCCUCCGAGGGCCUUAUGGAGUGAACACGUGGCCCCUGAUGGGCGCAUCUACUACUACAAUGCUGAUGAUAAGCAAUCCGUGUGGGAGAAGCCCAGCGUCCUCAAGUCUAAGGCAGAGCUGCUACUGUCCCAGUGUCCCUGGAAAGAGUAUAAGUCAGACACAGGGAAGCCUUACUACUACAACAACCAGAGUCAGGAGUCCCGUUGGACCCGGCCCAAGGACCUGGAUGACCUGGAAGCCCUAGUCAAGCAAGAGUCUGCAGGAAAACAGCAGACCCAGCAACUACAGACACUACAGCCACAACCACCUCAGCCACAGCCUGACCCUCCACCUAUACCUCCGGGUCCCAUCCCAGUGCCUAUGGCCCUCCUGGAACCUGAACCAGGUCGAAGUGAAGACUGUGAUGUGCUGGAGGCUGCCCAGCCCCUGGAGCAGGGCUUCCUGCAGCGGGACGAGGGCCCCAGCAGUUCUACUGGACAGCAUCGGCAACCACAGGAAGAGGAGGAAGCUAAGCCAGAACCAGAGAGAUCUGGCCUCAGUUGGAGCAACCGGGAGAAGGCAAAGCAGGCAUUCAAAGAACUGCUAAGGGACAAGGCUGUCCCUUCCAAUGCUUCGUGGGAACAGGCCAUGAAGAUGGUAGUCACCGACCCCCGCUACAGUGCCUUGCCCAAACUAAGUGAGAAGAAGCAGGCGUUCAAUGCUUACAAGGCUCAGCGGGAGAAGGAGGAGAAAGAGGAGGCCCGGCUGAGAGCCAAGGAGGCCAAGCAGACCCUGCAGCACUUUCUGGAACAGCACGAACGCAUGACCUCCACCACCCGCUACCGGCGGGCAGAACAGACUUUUGGGGACCUGGAGGUCUGGGCUGUGGUCCCUGAGAGAGAUAGAAAAGAAGUUUAUGAUGAUGUCCUCUUCUUCCUGGCCAAGAAGGAGAAGGAACAAGCCAAGCAGCUCCGGCGUAGGAAUAUCCAGGCCCUGAAGAGCAUCCUGGAUGGGAUGAGCAGUGUCAACUUCCACACCACGUGGUCCCAGGCCCAGCAGUACCUCAUGGAUAACCCCAGCUUUGCUCAGGACCAGCAGCUGCAGAACAUGGACAAGGAAGACGCACUUAUCUGCUUUGAGGAGCAUAUCCGAGCUUUGGAGAGAGAGGAGGAGGAGGAGCGGGAACGGGCCCGGCUUCGGGAGCGGCGACAGCAGCGGAAGAAUCGGGAGGCCUUUCAGAGCUUCCUGGACGAGCUGCAUGAGACAGGGCAGCUGCAUUCCAUGUCCACCUGGAUGGAGCUGUACCCGGCAGUCAGCACCGAUGUUCGCUUUGCCAACAUGCUGGGCCAGCCGGGCUCUACUCCUUUGGACUUGUUCAAGUUCUAUGUGGAGGAGUUGAAGGCUCGAUUCCACGAUGAGAAGAAGAUCAUAAAGGAUAUUCUUAAGGACCGGGGCUUCUGUGUGGAGGUGAACACAGCAUUUGAGGACUUCGCCCACGUCAUAAGCUUUGACAAGAGGGCUGCUGCGCUGGACGCAGGCAACAUCAAGCUGACCUUCAAUAGUCUGCUGGAAAAAGCAGAGGCACGGGAGAGGGAACGGGAAAAGGAGGAGGCCCGAAGGAUGCGGCGCAGAGAAGCUGCCUUUCGAAGCAUGCUGAGGCAGGCCGUGCCUGCUCUGGAGCUGGGCACUGCCUGGGAAGAGGUCCGUGAGCGCUUUGUGUGCGACUCAGCCUUUGAGCAGAUCACCCUGGAGUCGGAGCGGAUCCGGCUCUUCCGAGAGUUCCUGCAGGUGCUGGAGACUGAAUGCCAGCACCUCCACACCAAAGGCCGAAAGCAUGGCAGAAAGGGCAAGAAACACCAUCGCAAGCGUUCACACUCACCCUCAGUGAGUCGGCAGGGCUCUGAGUCAGAUGAAGAGGACCUGCCCCCACCAUCCCUCCGGCCCCCCAAGCGGAGGAGGCGGAACCCCUCAGAAUCUGGCUCUGAGCCCUCCUCCUCACUUGAUUCAGUUGAAAGUGGGGGUGCUGCUCUUGGAGGACCAGGCUCCCCAUCUUCCCACCUUCUUCUUGGGUCAGAUCAUGGUCUUCGGAAAACCAAGAAACCAAAAAAGAAAACUAAGAAAAGAAGACACAAGUCGACCAGUCCUGACAGUGAGACGGACCCCGAAGACAAAGCUGGUAAGGAGAGUGAAGACAGAGAACAGGAACAGGACAGGGAACCCCGGCAGGCAGAGCUCCCUAACCGUUCCCCAGGCUUCGGAAUCAAGAAGGAGAAGACAGGCUGGGACACAUCAGAAAGCGAGCUGAGUGAGGGGGAGCUGGAGAGGCGAAGGCGGACACUCCUACAGCAGCUGGACGACCACCAAUGACCCCACGAGCUACUUUCUGCCUUGGACUUCUUGAGGCAGUGGCUCCAGGGUCGCCUCAGCAUCUGCCUCAAGACUCCUUCGUCUUGUCUGGUCUGUGUCCACUUUUCCUAAAGUAACCCACCCCCAACACACUACUGUUAGCACCUCUCAAGGUUGCUUUUGGUGUUCAAGGGUCCCCUAGUUCUCAGACAACUAGUGCAGUCCUUGCCCUCAGCCCCAGACCAGAGAUGGGCAGUCUAUACCACGGGGUGGGUAAUGCCAGUAGACAGUGCGAGAAGGGGUCUCCAGGAAAGAGACAGGCUGCUUGGACACAGCCUGGGUGGCCGAGGGCAGGGUCCUCACCCUCUAGCAUCAGUGCCUGCUCUUGCCUGAUCUGGCCCUGGGGCUCCACCACUGCUUCCUCUCCCCUGGGACCCGAUGUAUGUGUUUGGUUUUGUUUUUUAAAUAAUAUUUAUAACAUGAUCUACAA
Molecule: messenger RNA, 3342 nt
Organism: Mus pahari (shrew mouse)
Lineage: Eukaryota; Metazoa; Chordata; Mammalia; Rodentia; Muridae
Gene: Prpf40b
Product: pre-mRNA processing factor 40 homolog B
Exons: 26
Coding region: 252-2873 (873 amino acids)
Biological process (GO): mRNA cis splicing, via spliceosome
Cellular component (GO): U1 snRNP; U2-type prespliceosome
Molecular function (GO): protein binding; RNA binding
Source: RefSeq, a predicted model, not a curated record